Cordyceps militaris CM01 is the source of this 1191-nucleotide messenger RNA. RefSeq names its product SAGA complex component. Lineage: Eukaryota; Fungi; Ascomycota; Sordariomycetes; Hypocreales; Cordycipitaceae. Gene Ontology annotation, biological process: regulatory ncRNA-mediated heterochromatin formation; RITS complex assembly; regulation of transcription by RNA polymerase II. The coding region runs from base 1 to 1191 and encodes 396 amino acids. Gene Ontology annotation, cellular component: SAGA complex. The record is from RefSeq and is a predicted model, not a curated record. The transcript is spliced from 5 exons.
AUGGCUCCAGAAGCUAAAGGCGCAAAAGAGUCUGCCAAGUCGUCCAAAAAGGACACCAAGGGUGGCACCAUUAAACUAAAGAAGCAGGCACCCAAACACAACAAGCCCGGCAACUGGCGUGACGGUAGCGUCGUCGAAGACGAAAAGAAGAAAAUCGUCAGCUCACCCUCGGCUUCUAUCGCCUCUCCCGGGCCCGUCGUCAACCAGCUCGACGACAAUGCGCGGGAGGCCUUUGCGACCGGCCGGCCCCUCGAAGACUCGCCCGACCUGCAGCAGUGUAAGCACUGCAAAAAGAGCAUCCUGAAGACAGCGACCAAGGCGCAUAUCGCGGCAUGCCUCAAAUUGAAGAAGGAAAAGGCGCAGCGCAAGAAAGAGGCGAGGGAAGCCCGCGAGCGAGCAAAGGAGGCCGCACGCGAGGAAGAGGCGCGCAAGGCCGAGGACAAGGACGACGAGGAGAGCGAUGACGAUGAUGAUAAAAAGGGUGGCAAGCGCGCCGGGAAGAAACCCGAGGAUAGCAAGGGCAAGAAGCGCAAGGCCGAUGGCGAGCCGGAAAAGGCGCCCAAGGCCAAGAAGAAGAAGGAUGAGCCGAAGGCCAAAGUGCCCAAACCAAAGGGCCCUGUCGAUGUUGAACGACAAUGUGGUGUCAUUCUCCCCAACGGGCAACCAUGCGCGCGCUCGCUUACCUGCAAAAGUCACUCGAUGGGUGCCAAGCGUGCGGUCUCAGGCCGUUCGCUACCUUACGACAUGCUCCUUGCGGCUUACCAAAAGAAGAAUCAAGCUAAGCAACAGAAGGCUGCUCUGGAUGCCAACGCCCCUGUCCCGGACGAAGACGAAGAGAACCAAGGCCCCGUCGACUCGGACGAGGAAAGUGGCGCUGUCAUGGCGGCCCUCAGCAGCUGGAAGCCCAAGCCCCUCGUGCCGCAACCCUUUUUCACCCCUAUCAAGCGCCAGUACCAGCUUGCGCGUCUCCACGAGCAGCUACAGAUGGCCACUAACGGCGGCCGCACCAAUAUCUUCCAGGUUGUUGGUUACGGCGCGCAGAAACUGCCCGAGGGCCAUCCGGGGUUGGAGGACGGCGACGCGGAGGGGGAGGAUGUGGGCGCGCUAAGCUUUCCCACGUCGGCACGGUCAGGGUCGUUUGCGAUCCCGGCGACGCCUUCGAGACCGGCAUCGGCAGUGGCAAGGGGCUGA